CAUCACCGACAGGAGAGGAGAGACCACUGCACUGCGCUCUAAAGCCUACUGGACAUCUUUGAACAGACUUUUAGCAGACAGCAACAAUGUGGGUCUCUGCAGGAACAUAGCAGUCUGGAACCCAACAGGAUUCUGUCAGUGUCGUCAGUCAACAUUCUACUCACUAUGGGAUUCUAUGUAGUCUGAUCAACAUUCUACUCACUAUGGGAUUCUAUGUAGUCUGAUCAACAUUCUACUCACUAUGGGAUUCUAUGUAGUCUGAUCAACAUUCUACUCACUAUGGGAUUCUAUGUAGUCUGAUCAACAUUCUACUCACUAUGGGAUUCUAUGUAGUCUGAUCAACAUUCUACUCACUAUGGGAUUCUAUGUAGUCUGAUCAACAUUCUACUCACUAUGGGAUUCUAUGCAGUCUGAUCUUUAUUUUGUACUUUUUCAUAUUUUAUUCAUAAUUUUUUUUGUGUGCUCUUUUUUGUUCCAGUUUUUUUUUUAUAUAUCUGAUGUGGUAUGGCUAAUGUUUCUCUGAUGGAUCUGGGAGUUCUACUUUUAAUUGGACUAGCAGCUGUCUUUGCAAAUGGUUCUUCAGCCCCCAGUAAAGAUGUUGUCGAGAGGGAAGAGUUGGAGACCACUGAGAUGAACUUGGUCUCCAGGUCAACCACAGUGGGUGGGGCCAGCAGUGUGGGUGUGGCCAGCAGUGUGGGUGUGGCCAGCGGUUUAGGUGUGGCCAGCGCUGUAGGUGGGGCCAGCAGCAAUGGGUCCCGGAACAUCACUGAGGCGAGGCGUAGAGACAAGCGCUGCACGUGUUACAGCUACAGAGACAAGGAGUGUGUCUACUACUGUCACCUGGACAUCAUCUGGAUCAACACACCAGAGCGUACAGUGCCGUACGGUAUGUCCAGCUACAGAAGCUCCCAGCGUGUACGUCGCUCCAGUGAG
This is a messenger RNA of Oncorhynchus keta (chum salmon), 933 nucleotides long. RefSeq names its product endothelin-3. Gene Ontology annotation, molecular function: hormone activity; endothelin B receptor binding. Lineage: Eukaryota; Metazoa; Chordata; Actinopteri; Salmoniformes; Salmonidae. Gene Ontology annotation, cellular component: extracellular region. The record is from RefSeq and is a predicted model, not a curated record. The annotation marks the transcript as partial. The transcript has 3 exons. Gene Ontology annotation, biological process: regulation of systemic arterial blood pressure by endothelin; regulation of vasoconstriction; vein smooth muscle contraction.